AUGGUUCAGACUGAAUGUGAUUCACUAUGUUGUUGCAAGGAAGGUGAAGAAAUUUAUCGACGGAGAACAAAGUUUGUAAAAGAUGACGGUCGAGCUAGCUUCCACUUCACAUAUGGAGUUUAUGCAGCCCCAUCUGAUUCAUCUCACUACAUGGAAUCAAGGUGGAAUGGGAUCAAGCUUUUCAAAAAGUGA
Messenger RNA from Prunus armeniaca (apricot), 192 nucleotides. The record is from the annotation of a GenBank genome assembly. Lineage: Eukaryota; Viridiplantae; Streptophyta; Magnoliopsida; Rosales; Rosaceae.